This is a messenger RNA of Cryptotermes secundus, 2119 nucleotides long. Its product is annotated as U3 small nucleolar RNA-associated protein 6 homolog. Gene Ontology annotation, biological process: maturation of SSU-rRNA from tricistronic rRNA transcript (SSU-rRNA, 5.8S rRNA, LSU-rRNA). Gene Ontology annotation, cellular component: small-subunit processome; Pwp2p-containing subcomplex of 90S preribosome. Gene Ontology annotation, molecular function: protein binding; snoRNA binding. The record is from RefSeq and is a predicted model, not a curated record. NCBI's taxonomy places the organism in Eukaryota, Metazoa, Arthropoda, Insecta, Blattodea, Kalotermitidae.
UUAGAAGAGGUGUGAGAUGACCGUGUAGCAUGUGUGGCUGCUAAUCGUAAGAAGUGUAUUAAAGUGUAUGGUCGAACAGGCUCAGCAGGGUGUUCCAAAGAAAGCCGCAUGAAUGUUGGACGCGAUAUUUUGAAAAUUUUGAAAGUGUAGGGAACGUGUGUUGAAUAUCUGUUACUUACUGCAGACUCACGUUGUAUAAGAUAAAUCGCCAUGGCGGAAUUCGUGGAGUAUCGUGCAGAAGGAAUGAUUCCCGAGUUGGAACAGAUGGGACAAAUUGGUCUGUUCGAAAAGCAUGAAAUAAGAACAAUUAUAAAGAAGAGAAAGGAAUUUGAGUACAAGAUUCAGCGGCGUACAAAAUGCAAAGAAGACCAUCUUAGAUAUAUACAGUAUGAAAUGGAUCUUCUUAAACUAUUAAGACUUCGCAGAGAGAAGAAAGGCGUUACUCACAAGAAGGCUGAUAUUGAAUUUGUUAUAACGAACAGAGUGAAUAGGCUAUUCAAACAAGCCAUCCAACGAUUCAAAGAUGAUGUCAAACUGUGGAUUUCUUACAUUAAGUUCUGUAAGCAGAUGCGGUUCCGCAGCUCUGUGAGUCGCACCCUAGUGCAAAUGCUGCAGGUACAUAGCGAUAAACCAAAAUUGUGGCGUCUUGCUGCCAACUGGGAGUUUGAAGAGAGUCACUCUGUUGAAAAUGCUCGUCAGUUCCUACUACGUGGUCUGCGCUUCCAUCCUGGAUCAAAAUGUCUCUUUGCUGAGGCAUUUCGCUUGGAGUUGCAGUAUGCAGCCAUGAAGCGGAAGCAGCAGCGUGAGAAAAAGGAGGUUGAGGGGAGGAAGAACCCAGUAGGAGAGAGAAGCUAUACUAGUGUGCCUUCAAGUACAGAAGAAGAACAAACACACUGUCAGCAUGAUGGAACAGAAGAGGUUUCAGACCAGGUGUUGGAAGGUCGUUUGGCUGAGGUGAUCUAUGAAUCGGCCAUUAAGAAGAUUCAUGAUGUUCAUUUCCUGAUCGAUUUGCUAGCUAUUGCUAAGGAAUAUGAUUUCACAAGCAAACUCCAGUUUAAGAUGGUGACUUACAUGAUACAAACUUUUUCGAAUGAUGAAUUUACAUGGGAUACCAUGGCUCGGCGUGAGCUUGAAGGACUAACGUACAUAGAUCCUCAGUUCCCGGAAGAAAGUAACCUUUUGACUGCCCCAUCAGGCACCAGUGAAAUAGAUGAAGAUGGGAACAACAGUAAGAACAGCUGCUUGAAGCAGAGAAUCAGACAGUGUUGUGGAGUAUAUGUGGCUGUACUGAAGCAGCUGCCCACAGAGAAGAUGUGGUCUUUAUAUCUAGAUAUGCUGUUAGAGCUAAAUCAGGAUCUAACUUACCUCCCACGGUUCAAGAAGAACCUUCUGAGAGUUGCAUUUCAGGAUGCCCACAGUGCUGGCUGUAUGCAAGAAAAGUAUUAUCUCCUUUGGGUGGAUAUGUUGAAGUCACAAAAAAAGUUUAAGAAGUUGGAGGAUGUGCUUAGAAAGGCCACUGAGAGGAUAAGAUCAAGUGUUCAACUGUGGCAGGCACGCCUUUCUUAUCAUCUCUCAAGAGAUGAGGACAGACUCGGUCAGGCAGUGUUUCAAGAUGCGACAGUCCAUCUGGGAUGUGAUAGUAAGGCUGCUCUUCCCCUCUGGGAGUUAAUGCUGCAAUACUAUCAGACUAAGGACAUGCACAAAGUUGAACAGAUAUUCCAAGAUGGUGUUGUCCAAGGACCUGCUAUAUCUCUGAACCUCAAACCCAUGUACAUAGAGUGGCUGGUUUUGGCGAAGGGUAUUGUAGCAGCAAGAAAAGUUUAUGAAUCACUGAGUAUCCAGCCUCCUCUUUGUCUGGAAUUGCAUACCAGAAUGGCCGCUUUGGAAAGUACCCAGCCUGAUAUGAAUCCAAAACAUGUGCGCAAAUGUUGUGAAAUGGCCUGUAAUCAAUUUGGCAAAAGUAAUACUGAUGUCUGGAUGGAAUAUAUCAAGUUUGAGCAAGAGAGGGGUAAUGCAAAGAGAGUGAGUGAGAUUUAUAUGCGAGCUGUGAAGAGCCUUGACCCUGUGUAUAGUGACAGUUUUGUGACUGAAUUUAGUUUGUUGAAGACUGGUAUGACAA